Messenger RNA from Cornus florida, 1352 nucleotides. Its product is annotated as E3 ubiquitin ligase BIG BROTHER-related-like. The coding region runs from base 324 to 1076 and encodes 250 amino acids. The record is from RefSeq and is a predicted model, not a curated record. Gene Ontology annotation, biological process: protein ubiquitination; negative regulation of organ growth. Gene Ontology annotation, molecular function: ubiquitin-protein transferase activity; ubiquitin conjugating enzyme binding. The transcript has 11 exons. NCBI's taxonomy places the organism in Eukaryota, Viridiplantae, Streptophyta, Magnoliopsida, Cornales, Cornaceae.
AAUUUAUCUGCCUCUCUUUCCAGAGUGAGGACUAAAGAGGGACACAGUACUGUGUGAAGAACCCAUCUCAUUCAAAGGAAAUAAACGAUUAGGAAGUGUGAUGUCUUGUUCUUCGAGAAUCUUUUGUUUUCAAUUGUCAUGACCAGUCAAUCUAUUAGUCUAAGGAGGAAGAUGGAGAUAUUCAGAUUUAAUUCUUGAAGUCAUUAGGAAGCAUAGAAGGAAAAGGUUCUCUUCAAAAUUUUCUGGAAGCAUCGAAGGAAAAGGUUCUCUUCAAAAUUUUCUGGUCCGCUACUUGUUUCAUGUGAUUGACUGAAACAGUCACAAUGACAACCGAAGAAGUGCAUGACCAAUAUAUAGUUGCUCAAUUCUCACCCGAAAUUGUGAAGAAUUUUAAAGAACUUUUUCCUGAACACGGUGAUCUUACUUAUGAAGAAGUUCUUGAACAGCAGGUAAGUGUUUAUCAGUCACUUCAAGGAAAUGAGAGGAACAAGGGUAGUACCUCUGAUGUAGGCCAAAGUAGUGACUGGAGUCAAUUCUCAGGCCAAGAGGGUGAAUCUUCAAGGGGAAGAAGCUGUAGAAGUGUUGAAUCACAAUUAGCUUUGGAUGAAGCUCUUGCUAGAUCCUUGCAGGACUUGGGGGACAACUUCAGUGAUUUGUACACAUCUGAACCCAUUGAUAACACAGCCGGGAAUACAGGAGUUAGUUCUAUAGGAACUCCCAGUAGCUCUAUAGGAACUCCUGUCAGGUCUGGGAGUCCAGAUGUGAGGCAAGAUGACAUUGAUCCAGAUGGAAUGACUUAUGAGCAAUUGCAAUCAUUGGGGGAUUCCAUUGGUUCUGAGAGCAAAGGAUUGUCAGAAGAGCUGAUCUCGAGAUUGCCAUAUUUCAAGUACAAAACAGGGUUGUUCUCAAAGAAAAAGAAAAAAGAGGAGUGUGUGAUAUGUUUCACACAGUACAAAAGCGGGGAUUAUUUGAUCACUUUGCCUUGUGCACAUCAAUAUCAUUCAAAAUGCAUUACACAUUGGUUGAAGAUCAAUAAGACCUGCCCUGUCUGCAAAGUGGAGGUGAAUGAAUACUGAUCUAUGGACAAUUCCAUCGCAAGGAUACCAGCAAGUGGUUCAAGAAUUACUAUAUCCGCGGUUUUUUUUUUGUUUUUUUCCCUAGUUUUUCUUUAAUGUCAAUAGGUAAAUGCUAGGGUUACUUUUAGUUUAAAGCUGUUGCGUGGAACAUGAAUUUUUUUUCUCUACUUUUGUGGAAAGGUUUCUUGUUCUAAUUUUGUCAACAUACAAGCUGAAUGGUGAUUGUAACAAGGGUACUUUUUACAUGAAACACCUUCUUCCUUUACUUUUUUUCAA